AAACAUAAAGCUCCUCUUACGCGAGGAGUUAAUAAGAUGAAUACGUUUUCCCCCGGAAGAGACGUUGGCUGCAGUUAGUAACGCCGCGCUAUUUUCGGGAUUUAUGGUGGGGUAUACCUUUAAUAGGUGUCAGUUUUUUCCAUCCCCAAUGGAAAAAGCAAAACAGAAACAGAAACAGUUCUUCAUCUCUCUCUGUCUCUAGAGUGCACUUCCAAAUCUAAACGAAGUGGUCUUUAUCGGAUUGCGGGACAGAAUUCUGGGAUUCAGUAGUGUGGAGAUAGCGCCUCAGCGAAAGCAGAAUGGUGGGUAAUGAAGAAGUUAAGGAGGAGGAUGAACAAAUAUACGAGUAUGACGUUCCGGACCCAGAAUUUUAUGAUUUCUUCAAGGAUAAGAAAAAAGAAUGCUUUGAAAUUGAUCAAAUGUGGGCUAUUUAUGAUGAGAUAGAUGGAAUGCCUAGAAGAUAUGCCAGGAUCAGGGAAGUUUUUUCACCUGGUUUUAAAGUUCGGAUGACUUGGUUAGAGCCGGAUCCUGACGAAGGCGUAAAAGAUUGGACUGAAGCGGAAUUGCCUGUUGCUUGUGGUAAGUUCAUUCGAGACAGGAGUGACAAAUCCGAAGACCUUGAAAUUUUUUCUCAUAGACUUGAGUGGGAAAAAGGCUAUAAUUAUGCUCCCUAUAGGAUAUAUCCUAGAAAGGGCGAAACUUGGGCUGUCUUCGACAACUGGAAUAUAAAAUGGAGCCUCGAACCGGAGAAGCAUAAGGACUUUCAGUAUAAAUUUGUGGAAGUGUUGUCAGAUUAUUCGGAGGAAUCAGGUGUUUUGGUUUCAUAUUUGGUUAAGAUCGAAGGAUUUGUAAGCUUGUUCAAGCCAGCAACAUGUAAUGGUGGAAAUGUAUCCUUGCAGAUACCACCAAAUGAGAUUCUCAGGUUUUCACACCGCGCUCCUUCUCAUAGAACAACUGGUAGAGAAAGAGAAGACGUUCCUGCUGGUUAUUUUGAACUCGAUCCUGCUUCUGUGCCUACUUGCAUAGAAGAGAUUCGCGAUCUUGAUCUGAAUGUGCCCAUUGAAUGUAUUGAUGCCAAAGAUGGUAUACCUUUAAUUGAGGACGAAUCACAUAUGGCGAACAUCAGGAAAACCUCUGGUGUAAGUUGUACUAUGCAAGGAGAGAAUUUUAAAUGUGGAAGUGGGUCUCCAAGCUUAUCAAAUGGGUGCUAUGAGGAGAAGAUGAGUGAAGAAAAUGCUAGCCAUCUUUUGGAGCUGACUUCAAGUGGUUCAGAUAGCUCAAACAUCAAGGAGAUCGGUCUGGAUCCUGCUUCACUGCCUACUUACUUUGAAGAGACUUCCAAUCCUGUAAAUUUGAACUUGAAUUCUGAUAUUGUUGAUCCUGAUAGUCCUGUUUCUCUUGGAUCUUUGGAAGAGGAAAAUCCCUUUUUCUUCAAGAAGAGAGCCAACCCUGAUGAAAAGAGUUUCCUAGACGAAGGGAAUUCAGAAAUUAGAUAUGGGUCUCCAAGGUUAUUAAACGGAUGCCUUGAAGAAUAUGCAGAUCAUCCUUUUGGGAUAACUCCUUGUGGUUCAGGUCACGCCAAAAGCUGUGAUGUGUCAGAUGCUGAAGCCAUGGGUCCAGAUCAUACUAUUCCUUCUAGUAAUGUUGAAGAGAGUUGUGUUCAUGCAGAUGAGAAAGCACUUGGUGAAAUCAAUAAUUCUUCCAAAUCUCCUGCAGCUGGAGGAAGGCUACUUAAGCGAAAGAAGAGGAAAAACCAUGAUGUGAAAGGGUCUCCAAGGUUAUCAAACGGGUGCUCUAAGAAGAAGCAUUGUAAAGAAACUUCUGCUUAUGGGGAGAAGAUUUCCAGUGUUUCACAGCAGGUGGAGAACAAGUUGGAGAUCUAUCCUAGGAAAGGGGAGGUAUGGGCAUUGUGUAGAAGUGAUACAUCCAAAUGGCCGUGGUCUAACUCGUCUACUAUAAGUGAUGUUGACAUUGUUGAAGUUCUAGAAGACAACAUGGAAAUGAUUAAAGUCUUAGUUUUGAAAACAGUCAUUGCGAGUACGAAAACUGUUUACAAACCCAAGAAAAGAUCAGGAAAUGACAUACUUGCGGAGAUACCAAGGGUUGAAUUGCAUAAAUUUUCACAUAAAAUUCCUGUUCGACGGCGGACAAUGACAGGAUUGCAGGAGUGUUGGGAGCUGGAUAUGCGAGAAAAUUUCCCUGUUGAAGACUCCAUAGCUGAUGAGAGUAAGGGGCGUGAAGCUGCUAAUGAAUCUGAAUCAAUUGUUGGCCCAAAAGACAUUUUGGAUCAAGAAUUCCUUGAAUUUGUGGAUUCGGAUUUUAAUGACUUUGAUUUGGAUAGGAAAGAAGAUUGCUUUGCAGUAGGUCAGGUAUGGGCCUCUUAUGAUCGUAUAGACGGCAUGCCUAGAGGGUACGCUCGUAUCGAGAAAGUUUAUUCACCUGGUUUCAUGGUGGAGAUCACUACCUUAAAAGCUGAUCUAGAAGAAGCAGAUGAGGUUGAUUGGAUCCAUGAAGAUUUGCCUAUCACUUGUGGCAAGUUCGAACACGAUAUAACAUUAAUAGUCGAUGAUCGUGCUGCAUUUUCUCAUAGGGUUGAAUGGGAACUAGGCAUGGGUACAGAUUCUUACAGGAUAUAUCCGAGAAAAGGUGAAACUUGGGCUCUCUUCAAGAACGUGGAUGAUAUUAAACGGAGUUCUGAUCCUAUAAAUACUAGAAAUAUCAGGUAUGAAUAUGUAGAAAUCCUUUCAGAUUAUAGUGAGGAAUUAGGCGUUAAAGUUGCUUACUUGGUUAAGAUCAAAGGUUUUGUAAGCUUGUUCAUGAGAACCUUAUGCAACAGUAUGAAUUUCAUUCAAAUUACUCCAGAUGAACGGAUGAAAUUUUCACAUAAAGUUCCUUCAUUUAGAACGACUGGUAAAGAAAGAGAAGACGUUCCUGAAGGUUAUUUCGAACUCGACCCUGCUUCUCUGCCUAGUAACCUGGAAGUGAUUUUUGAGUCUGAAGAUGUGCAAGUGAACACUAAAAAUGUUGAGGCUGUAACUAAUGAUAGUUUUGCGUCUCCAAAAGAGGAUAGUCCUUGUGCACGAAAGAAAAGAAAAACGAAUCCUCUUAACAGGAAUAGCCGGGACGCAGGAAACUCAAGAUAUGGGAGUUUGCUUCCAAUCACACCAAAAAGAUGGUGUAAUAAGAAGAAGCGAAGUGUUCUGAAACGGGUUGGAAGUAGUGGUUCCACUUUUGGCAACGGCAAUCCACUUAAUUUAUGUCGGACUGUUAUGAAUGAGAUUGGUAGUGAUGGUGUGGUCACUAAUACAGACAUUGUAACUGAAGCAGAAAAUUCUAACUUGAAGCUUGGAUUACCAUCAUCUUUUCAACUGAACCCUGAAGGAAUUCCUGAAGGACAACUGUAUGACUUUAGGGAUGAUAAAACCCAUGAAAAGUUUCAUCCUGGUCAGGUAUGGGCAGUGUAUUGCGACUUGGAUGGUUUACCCAAGUAUUAUGUUCGGGUGAAAACUGUUGAAGUAUUCCCUGAUUUCAAGGUGGAAGUAAAUUGGCUUCAAUCUUGUGCUCCACCAGAAGGUUUGAUCCGAUGUAAUGAUGAGAAUAUGCCUUUAAGCUGUGGCAUGUUUGAAACUGGUGAAACUCACACUUUUGAUGAUACGACUUAUUUCUCUCAUCACUUAACAGGAGUUUCUAAUGCUACGGAAAACAAGUUUGAGAUCUUCCCAAGGAAAGACGAGGUGUGGGCAUUAUACAGAAACUUUAGUCCCAGUAUGUCAUCUUUGGAUUUGCAGAAAUGUGAGUAUGACAUGGUUGUAGUUGUAGAAGAGCAAGUUCACUGGAUGAUCGUGUUGGUUCUACAAAAGUUCUCCUCUUGCAUGGAGUCAGUUUUCAUGCCUAAAUUAAAAGCAGGACAUCUCUUUCAUAUGGCUAUACCACGAUGCGAAUUGCUUCGAUUUUCUCAUCAAGUUCCUGCUUUUCGAUUGAACGAUGACAAGUAUGGUAGCUUGCGAGGAUCUUGGGUACUUGAUUCUGAUUCCGCGCCACGUUGCUUGCUUUCCUCAAACUGAAGGUUCCAAGGUCAAAUUUAUUGUUCUUUCUUCAUCUUUUUUUCUUUUCUUUAUGGUGUGGAGCCUUUUCUAGUUGAUUAAUCAAUACAUAAAUUGGAUGGAGCAAGUUCCACCAUCCAUAUCUGUUGCUCUGACACUUGCCACGAAUGCAUCGAUGUGCAGCUCAUGACGAGUAGAGUUGGAAGAUAUCUAAUUGUGCUUCCUUCUUAUGAGAAGGAGCUUCUUAGAUUAGUAAAACUGACACGUGUACAUACCGUAGACUUUGUAACGGUGUCAACUUUUUUUUCCAUUUGGGAUAAUGUAUAUACAUAAGCAGUAAUGCACUUUACAGAGAUGUAAAUGUAGUUCAACAAACUAUGCCACUUUUUUGUUAUGACUUCUUGUGAUAGUAUUGGUAUCUUUCUUUCAUUGAGAUUAUCA
Papaver somniferum (opium poppy) is the source of this 4484-nucleotide messenger RNA. RefSeq lists its product as uncharacterized. The coding region runs from base 300 to 4064 and encodes 1254 amino acids. The record is from RefSeq and is a predicted model, not a curated record. The transcript is spliced from 2 exons. Lineage: Eukaryota; Viridiplantae; Streptophyta; Magnoliopsida; Ranunculales; Papaveraceae.